This is a messenger RNA of Prunus armeniaca (apricot), 1497 nucleotides long. Lineage: Eukaryota; Viridiplantae; Streptophyta; Magnoliopsida; Rosales; Rosaceae. The record is from the annotation of a GenBank genome assembly.
AUGCUUACUUCAAUUACCUCUCAACGGCUGAGACCCUUUCUUCUUCUUCAUCUCCGUCACACUCAAAUCCUCGUAUAUUCCUCUCUUCCUCACUCUGUUUCCACCAAACCCAUUUCGAUUCACAACCCUUCUAAACCAGAACCGCAAUCAAGUUCAACAAUUUAUGACCACACCACGGUGCGUGAAACGCUUUCUUCUUACUGCAAUGACUGGAAGAAAGCCUUGGACUUCUUUAACUGGCUGGAAACUGAAUGUCACUUCCUACACUCCACUGUAACCUACAAUCGCAUGCUUGACAUUCUUGGUAAGUUCUUUGAGUUUGAGCUCUGCUGGAACUUAAUUCAAAAAAUGAAGCAGAACCCAGUUUCUGUUCCUGAUCAUACUACAUUUCGUAUACUGUUUAAGAGGUAUGUAUCUGCACACCUUGUAAAGGAAGCUAUAGAUACUUAUAAUAGAUUGGAAGAGUUUGGUUUGAAGGAUGAGACCUCCUAUUGUAAUCUUAUUGAUGCUCUUUGUGAGUAUAAGCAUGUGAUUGAAGCCCAAGAAUUCUGUUUUUGGAAGAACAAAGAUUUGGGUUUUGAUAACAGUACUAAGCUCUAUAAUUUACUUCUUCGCGGGUGGUUGAAAAUGGGGUGGUGGGGUAAGUGUAGGGACUUUUGGGAAGAGAUGGAUAGGAGAGGUGUUCGUAAAGAUUUGCAUUCGUAUUCAAUAUAUAUGGACAUAUUAUGCAAGAGUGGAAAGCCGUGGAAGGCUGUGAAGUUGUACAAGGAGAUGAAGAACAAAGGGAUCAAACUGGAUGUGGUGGCAUAUAAUACGGUUAUUCGUGCCAUUGGUCUUUCUGAUGGUGUUGAUUUUUCAAUGAGGUUGCUAAGGGAGAUGAAGGAAUUGGGUUGUCAACCAAAUGUCGGGACGUAUAAUACAAUUAUAAAGCUUUUGUGCGAGAAUGGGAGAUGUAAGGAGGCAUUUUCGUUGCUUCAUCAAAUGCCUAGGAUGGGAUUACUACCAGAUGUGAUAACGUAUCAUUGCAUUUUUAAGCAUCUAGAGAAGCCAAAUGAGAUUCUUAGACUGUUUGAUAGGAUGACUGAAAGUGGGGUUCAACCAAAGAUGGACACUUUUGUAAUGCUUAUGAGGAAGUUUGGAAGAUGGGGAUUCCUCAGACCAAUGUUUCUUGUGUGGAAUAGGAUGGAAAAACUUGGGUGUAGUCCUGAUGAGUCUGCUUACAAUGCUUUAAUCGAUGCUCUGGUGGAAAAAGGUAUGUUAGACAUGGCUAGGCAGUAUGAUGAAGAGAUGCUAGCAAAGGGGCUUUCAGCUAAGCCAAGGGAGGAGUUGGGGACAAAACUAGUGAGCUGUGAAUCUGAUGAUGGGCAUUUCCACCUGCAUUUUUCUGUUGAAAAGAAAAUGGGAGCUCAGGAAUACCAUCUAAAUAAUGCAAACAGUGCUGAAGGAUAUGGUAUUUAUGGCUCCCAGGUACAUGUUAUUAUGAAGGUGUGCAGCUGA